Messenger RNA from Saccoglossus kowalevskii, 4566 nucleotides. RefSeq lists its product as uncharacterized. NCBI's taxonomy places the organism in Eukaryota, Metazoa, Hemichordata, Enteropneusta, Harrimaniidae. The record is from RefSeq and is a predicted model, not a curated record. Gene Ontology annotation, molecular function: protein binding.
AGCGUCUAUGCCGAUGCCGUAUGGAAUCCGUCCUCAGACUCCGUACCAGGAAACACAUGACAGAUUUACAUGGAAAUGGAUACACUUGGAGAAUCCUAAAACAGUUAUGUCGUCUAUGGAGAUAACGUUACCGUUAGAUUCAAAAGAUAGCCAACAUCUACCUCUAAUGCUUCAAGCAGUCAAAGAUGGCGCCAAGGAUCUGAUUAAGCAACUGAUAGCGAAUGAUACGGAAAGUGUCAAUACAGACGAUUCGUUAGGCCGGACGGCAGUAAUGUAUGCUGUACAUUUCAAACAAAUGGAAUGUCUGAAAUUUCUACUUUCGAAAAAAGCUGACGUGAAUAGAACAGCAAAUGAUGGCUCCACAGCGGUACACCGAGCAAUAAUUGACAACACCAUUCCAGCUGUAGAACUCCUCAUACAGUACAAUGCAGAUGUAACGAUCCAGGAUUCUCAGGGACGGGCACCUGUACACUGGGCCACCACUGCUGAGGAUGUAGAUUGUCUGGAGAUUCUUUUGAAAUGUAAUGUCAAUGUUAAUGUUCGUGACAUUGACGGUUUGACACCUUCUAUGUGGGCAUGUCAUAUGGACCAUAAAGUGCAUUUUGAACUCAUCAAUUCAGCAAGUAUCCAAGUAAUUGAGGAAGCAGACGGUAUAGAGAGAGAUUACAACGGUAAAACAUGGGUACACUGGGCUGUAAGAAGAACUGAACCUUUAACGUGUCUCAGGAGUUUAUUAAAUCCAGAGACAGCUACAAUUAAAGACCAUGACGGUAAAAAUGUCAUUCAUACGGCGGCAGACAUCGGUUCACUGGACGCAUGUAAGCUGAUUAUUGAAGUCGCUGGAAAACAAUGUUUAGAACUCAAAGAUGACGAAGAAAGGACGUGUCUACACAUAGCAACUGUUGGUGGGCAUGGAGAAUUAGUAAACUUUCUAAUGGAACAUGGAGCUAAUCAGUUUGAGAGGGAUUGUCAUAAUGCAUUACCCAUGGACUAUGCCCAAGCCAGACGGUUACACUACUGUGCCUUGGUCUUUGCUGCUUACCAACGACAACAUGAGAGAAAAAUGAAGCGUUCUAUGGCCAUGGAUGAUGAAAUGGAACAGGAACGAACUCCCUUGCCGUCCUAUUCGGGUAGUUCCCCAUCACCCCCACCAGGUCUCCCGAGACCACCAAGUGGGAGACGUGAUGAGAAGAGAAGAAGCAGUGGUGGUGCUUUACAGAGUCAGGCUAAAAGGGGUCCAAGUGCACAGAAAGUGAAAUACAGUGAUGAAGAGGAAAAUGAAGAGGGAAACGAAGUCCACCAACAGAAAGAUUACGAAGCAGACGAAGAGGAUGAAACACAUGUUGUACAAAAUAGGAUGCGAAGUGAUGAACCAAUGGUGAACAAUACACCUAACCACCAUGAGGAAUAUAACCAUGACGCUGAGAUGGAGGAAGAGGAAAGUCCUAGAAAUGACAAUGUAUUUGACGUACACCGGACAGAAAUUGUGCAGUCCCUCGAUGGUAUGGAUAUUGAAGACUUGACACCAUCGCAUGAAAACCCUGAUAUCAAUGUUAUUGAUCAUGAAGGUGACGUGGUUGAUGUCCCGGAAGAGACCGUAGAUGUAGAUCAAGAGCGAGUGAAUAGUUUUGGUAGUGAAGUGAGUGACAAGAGUCUUAGCGUUGGUAUGAGUGUAUCUGAUAUCGAAGGAGACGGUAGAGAGGAAGAAAAAGACCAAAGGCAACAUGAACCGAUUCCACUACAGCCUCAAGGUCAAAGGUCACCCCCAUUUCAACAGAAGAUGACUCCUCGUCCUCCAGGGCCCCAAAGAAUUUUUAUCCCAAGACCCCCUGCUCCGGUUCCAGGUUCCAGUCCUAAUCCUGUUAACAUAGUGACACCAGCUCCUCCACCGCCUGUCCCACAUUAUUCCCAGAAUCCACCACAACAUUCACCUUCACAUCAGGAGUAUCAGUAUUACGACAAUCAACAGCAGCCACAGACUCAGGAAACGACGGAAAGACCACUUCAAAGCGGAACUUUCUCAGGGCAGCACAUGCCACCUCAUGGUCACGGGGAAAUGCAACCCUCGCCGUUACAACACAGCAUUCCAAGACAGCUGGCGCCAUUACAACAACUCCCUGUAAAAAAGAAGAAAAAGAAAAAGAAGCAUCAUAGUUCUAGCAGCAUUGGUAGUAGCGGCGACGGGCCACUCACAGCUAGAGGUGCUCCAACCGCUCCAUUAGAACCAGUGCAAGGACAUGGUAUUGGACCCCCUAGUCAGCAACCAAAUGGGCCUGUAUCACCCCGAUCACAUAACGCACAACCGUUUCACCAGUCCCCAACUGAUAACCCACACCGGAUCUCUAACAAGGGACCGGCGUGGGAAGUAGCUUGGGAACCAGUGCGUCCACAGGCACCAGUUCCUCCGUUGACUCCAAGAGAUGAUGAAAGAGAUGAGCCUCAAUUUCUGCAACAACAACCAGCGCCACAACAACAACAACAACAACAACAGCAUCGUCCCAUGCCAAAUCAACCACAACCGAUGCCAAGAGGCAAGAAAGGUAACAAAUUACAAGGGAUGGAAAAUGAGUUGGUACAAAUGGAAUCGACCAAUAUUAAUGGGUACAUGGAAGAGGGAGAAGAAGAAGAUGAACCUGUAGAACAAAGGAGAACAUUAGGGAGGGCAGUUAUAGACGGGCCCAAUCCAAAGGUUGGUAAAAGCCAAAGUGCCCGCAAUCCAAGGCCUAAGUUGCUUGGGUCUUUGGCUAAAGAACCAGGCAGAGCUCUGAUGAAUGGACAGGAAAUGCCAGUUAUAAGGCGAGAUGUUAAAGGAAUGACGCAACCAAGGCCGAAAACACAUACGUAUUCACCUCAGCGGUACCGCAGUGCGUCACAUCAUCCUGUUCCUGCUCCAAGGCCACCAAGAACUUGAGUUUUUGUUCUCUUGAUUUCAAAGAGGUUGCCAAACAUAAUAUUUUUGUAUUUUGUUUUUCAUCCGACAAAUAUACUCUUCGACUUUGGUACCUCCACUGUGACGAUACAAGGCAUUCCAUUGUAGUAGUCAGCUGGCGCAUCGUUAUGUAGGUUUCACUGGAGACAAGGAACAUACAAGAUUGCUGUUAAAAACUGAAAUUGUUCAAAGACAAGGAAUGCAGGAUUGUAUUGAUUUGCAUACACGUUGUUACAACAGAAGAUGAAUUUUCCUCAAGAACAUCAGGAAUCUGCUACUUCUUUGAUUUUUUGUUGCAGCAUUUUUCGUAUUCCUUGGCUAUCACGCAUUUGCAAGUAUAUAUAUAAAAAUAGAUAGUGUCUUUACAUUUUUUUUUUGCGCUGUUUCUGUAGUUAUAUAACAGACUUGUUAAUGUAUCUGAGGAUAGCUAUGGAUAAAGUUGUAAAAAUUAUUUUUUUCUAUUGAACUAUACCUCAGUUUUAACAAUGAUGUAUACUACGACAAAAGAGAGAAGAGAGAAUUAUUGCUAUGUGCUGGCUAUAGAGGGCGCACUGUUGUACAGACCACUUUCCUCAAAGUUGAUAAGCACACAUACCGGAUAUAGGGUGCAACUUGUACAAGUUAUAUUGCUCUUGUGGAUAUACAAAUCGACGCGACAAUUUAAAAUUGCCUUUCACCAUAUAUCAGCUGGCUGGCAUAUUUGUGUUUGAAGACAUGAUAAUGGCAGAUAUCUUGCUUGCACCCUCGUCUCACUACAGGAAAGUGGUUUAUACGACACUAUUGCAUUUUGUUAGCUCCAGAGGGUGCACUGUUAUAAACUCUGAACCUACUGCUUGUGUCAGGAUUUUAAAAUAUACAGCAGGAUGUUAUACACUGCAUUUUAAAUGGUAACCAGCCAUGGCAAAUACAUGGCUAUUUUGACACUUCUUUCAAUAUAAGACGACAAAAAAACUAAAUUUAUUGUAAUAAAUUGGCCCAAAUUCCAUUAUCACCAAAUCUAUUGAAAUAGUGUGAAGUAUUUUUGUGUGUGCACCGGACCACCAGCGGUUAAAAAUGGUCUAUUAGUCGUAAGAAAGCACAACAAUGACAAAUGUCUUCGCAAAUCAAAAUUUCAUUUAUCAACCGAGUAUAGCUGACAGCCACCAUUGUGCCCGGCAUUGCGUAAUUCACUGAUUAUUCCUACAACUAAUCCUCUUGUACUUUACGUGUAAUGUACGCUAAAAUUAAAGAUCAAGGUUCAUAGUGCGUUGAACCCACCCAUCCGUCCAUCAAUCGAAAAUCCAUCCAAUAAAUCAACUCACUGCAGUAAUUCUCUUUUUCAAAUACUCUUGAUAAACUUAAAUUGCUAUGUACAUAUCAUUUUCCUGAAAUUUACUCAGUGUAGUGUUUAUAUUGUUUGUAAAUAAUCCGUCCUGAACAAUAUUAAUAAGUCUGUUAUGUGCUCUAUACUUCUUGAUUCAACCACCAUAUUGUUGGAUUUUUUCCCGUCCACGUUAUGCAAAAGAGUAGGAGUAGUAGAAAGGGUAGCCAUUCGCUCACCCCAUAGUAUCUAUGAAAUGAACACUUUCUGUCAAGAGAUGUAGAUUCCAAAUGUAAAUUUUAAAAUCUGCAUUGGGUCUAUUUUGCUAAAGCCUCGC